AAGAUGAAGAUUACAUUCUAUGUUGACAUUCUGUCGCCAUUUGGCUAUGUGGCAUACUAUGUGCUCAGGCACGACCCCGUCUUCAAAAACUGCGAAAUCACAUACAUUCCAGUAUUCCUAGGUGGGAUCAUGAAGAUGGCAGGCAACACAGCGCCCAUCUUUAUCAAAAACAAAGACAAAUAUACCAACCAAGAACGCGUCCGCUGGGCCCGUUACUUCAACGUCCCCAUUGUCCCUGAAGUCCCCACCGGCUUCCCCUACCGCACCUUGUCUGUGCAGCGCGCCCUGUGCGCCAUAGCCCACCUGACAGGCGAGGCCCAGACCAGCCCCACGGCUCAGCGUGCCAUCAUACCGGCCAUCGACGCCUUGUACGAGGCCUACUGGGCGCAGGGCCGCAACGUCGCGGAGGAGGACGUGCUGAGGGAUGUGAUCUCUGGCUUGGCGGGGACUGAUGUGGCCAAGGUGUUGGAGGUUGCGGGUGGGGAGGGCAAAGCGAUGCUGACGGCUAAUACGGCGCUGGCAUUUGGGGAUGGGGCGUUUGGACUGCCGUGGAUUGUGUGUGAGAACGAAAAGGGGGAGAAGGAGGGAUUCUGGGGCGUGGAUCAUCUGGGCUGUGUGCUGGAUUUCCUGGGGCUCGAGAAGCCAAGGGCUGGUGGGUGGAGGGCGUUGUUGUAAGUGGUAUUGUACUGUACUGAAUCAAGUCACAGGAUAUAAGUGAAAGGCCUCAUGGUCGACUACUAAGACCAAGUAGUCUACAAAAACC
Molecule: messenger RNA, 763 nt
Organism: Cryphonectria parasitica EP155
Lineage: Eukaryota; Fungi; Ascomycota; Sordariomycetes; Diaporthales; Cryphonectriaceae
Product: HCCA isomerase/glutathione S-transferase kappa
Exons: 3
Coding region: 4-675 (223 amino acids)
Biological process (GO): glutathione metabolic process
Cellular component (GO): mitochondrion; peroxisome
Molecular function (GO): glutathione peroxidase activity; glutathione transferase activity
Source: RefSeq, a predicted model, not a curated record